AUGCUAGGAUUUCAAUUUAUCGUAGCAUUGAUAGGCAAAAAUACUGUUAUAAUUGGACAAAGUUUAAUGGCACAAACUGUUUUUUUGGUAAAGUUAUCAGUAUACAACUUUAUCGGAAGUUAUCUAAAGUCCCAAAUGGAAGAUAUAGGCUACUCUAUUUAUCAAAGUGCUUGGUAUGAAUUUCCUAUCAAACUGUCGAAAAAUCUAGUCUUCAUCUUUAUGCAGACAGAAGCUCCAGCCAUGUUUCAAGCUGGAAAUUUUAUUGUGGUAAAAUUAUCAACUUUAGGAGCAGAUCAUCGGUUGGCAUUAGUUAGAGUCAUUAUCUCGACAAUGGCAAGUGAACGGUGGAAAAACGAUAUCGCAUACGCGAUGACCCCUUUCAAAUUGAUUGCGUGGCCUAUCGGCGUAUGGCCACUUCAAAUUUAUAACAUUUAUUCGCUAUUGCGUUGUGCUUUAGGCACUUGUUGUGCGAGCCUAAAUGUGAUCUUGCCUUCCAUGGAGCUAUACAUGGGCUGUACUGACGUAGAGCAAAACGUGGACUGUCUGAUGUUAAUCGGUUGCGGACUUCUCGGUGUGUUGAAGACGACAUGGUUCCGCAUUUAUGCAGAUAGUUUAAUUAUCAAUUACGACUCUGCUCUAAACGAUUAUCUGACGAUUGGUAACACAAGAGAGCGCGACAUUAUGCGAAAACAUGCUUUUAUAGGACGAAUUCUUUGUUUUUUCAUGCUGGGCUUUUCUUACGUUAGUUGUUUAAUAUAUGGGAUAAUUCCUUUUUUGAAUUACGACCAAGGUAAUCGGAUUAACAUAACAAACGAGGAUAUGAUAUUGGAGUAUGCUAUACCAUCAAGAUGCACUCUAGAAUAUUUCCAUUUUCCAACCAGCAUGUAUAAACUCAUUUGUCUCGUCGAAACUGUUAUAAUGAUACUGGCAACUACAGCUAAUCUUGGUAACGACGCGUUGUUUCUUAACAUUACAUUGCAUGUUUGCGGCCAAAUAAAUAUUCUGAGGAUACAUUUCAUCAACUUUGAUGUUACAAGUCCGCAAAUCAACAAUCGUUUCAAUGCAUUAAUUCAAAGACAUCGUUAUCUGAUAACGCUGACUAGAGAACUUGCUGAUCUGAUCAGUUUCGUAUUGCUGAUGGAAUUAUUCAUUAUCAGCAUAUUAUUAUGUAUAGUGGGAUUUCAGUUUAUCUUCGCGUUGAAAGUCAAUAAUACUGUUAUGAUAGGAAAGAGUUUAAUGGUACUGAGUGCUAUUAUGACACAAUUAACGCUGUAUGGUUUUAUCGGGAAUUAUUUGAAAUCUGAAAUGGAAGACAUAGGGCUCUCUGUUUAUCAAAGUGCUUGGUACAAUUUUCCUGAAAACUUAACAAAAAACGUAAUUUUCAUUCUUAUGCAGACAAAAUCUUCAGUCGCGUUCCAGGCUGGAAAUUUCAUCGUAGUCAAUCUAUCAACUUAUGUGAGCAUUUUAAAAACCUCUUUUUCAUAUUUGUCCGUGCUUCGUAUAAUGGUCGAAGUGUGAAAUAAAAGGUGCAAAUAAAAGAAAGAGAAAUCUGCAAUUUGUAAAUAUUAAAUGCGUUCAAUAUAGCACAUGUUUUCAAAAUAGAAUUCUAUGAAAAAAUAUUUAUUAAAAUGUCACGGAAUAAACUUACCAUCCUCCAUAAUCUGCUUGUGCUAUUUCAAUUUUUCCUAUUUAAUAUCAAUAUAAUAGAAAUAGAAAUUAUUAGAAGAAGUGCAGCGUAUUUGAGAUACUGUUGAUAUUAUAAUUUGGAAUACCACGAAAAAUUGAUGAUUUUAUUGUCAUUUAUCAGCAAAUAUUGGAAUUAGAUAAAAAUUCGUACAACAAAAUAUCUGAAAAUGCCACCAGAAAGGCUAAUA
This is a messenger RNA of Formica exsecta, 1874 nucleotides long. RefSeq lists its product as uncharacterized. Gene Ontology annotation, cellular component: plasma membrane. The record is from RefSeq and is a predicted model, not a curated record. Gene Ontology annotation, molecular function: olfactory receptor activity; odorant binding. Gene Ontology annotation, biological process: sensory perception of smell; detection of chemical stimulus involved in sensory perception of smell. NCBI's taxonomy places the organism in Eukaryota, Metazoa, Arthropoda, Insecta, Hymenoptera, Formicidae.